GUUAUGUCAAAAAAAACUUCAAAAACGCUCACAGCUUUUAAAUUAUUCAAGUAAACAUCGUAACAAAAAAUGAAACCAUUGAUAAAACUAUCAGAAGCAGUCGUAGCUAGACUAACAGCUGUAAAAGAACCAUGCUUAGGAAACUUAUACGGAGUAUUUUACAAUAAAACUCAAUGUAUAACCUCUUUAUUUGUUAAUAAUAACGAUCAAACGUCUGGUACAGCCCCAUAUUUUCCUACAGAAAUUGAACUGUGUGGUGUUUUCGAAGUUAACACCUCACUAGGAGGAUUUGACCAUAAAAAACUUGAGAAUACAUUGACCAAUAUUCAAGUAACGGAUAAUCCAUUGUAUAUUAAAAUUAUUAUUGAUCAAAAUAAUAAAAUAGAAUCAUUUUUUAUCGUAAACGAUCAAUUGGAAGCAGCUAAAGUUGAAAUUUUAAAAGAUUACGAACUUUAUUCCGAUUUUAUGCACAUAAGAUUGAGGGCCCAAUUACCAUUGGUGUGUAAUCCAGAUGAAGAUAGUAUUAAAGAGGGUUUAGUAGAAUUAAAAAGAAACAUUGAUAAUGGAAUGGUUGCUUUUUAUUUUUCAAAACCAAACGUGUUCAUUUUGGGAAAUGAUGCUGAAAAUGGGGUUACAGGUAGUUUUACUGAAUGUAAUGUUGAAGAAUUGUAUUUAACAUCUCUAGAUGAGAGUAAAGGUAAAAGUAAAAAUCUAAAUGAUGUUUUGAAACUGGAUGUAAUUGAAGCAACUAUGUUUAAUAAGGUUACUUCUAAUUUAAAUGGGGAACAAAGAAGAGUUCAUGCACCCAUUGUACAGGUUGAUAAAAAAAAAUUUGAACUUUUAAACAUGGUUUUGAACUUGGACGCACUUUCAAUGGUUCACAAAAAACUCCCCGUAAAAAAUUUGUAUGAAAUUUUAGUCGCUAGUUGUUUUAGAAAUUUAUUUUUAUUACAAAGAACCAUUUUAAAAUAUUUCCAACAAAGUGGAGGAGACUUUUCCAAAAUUAGCUACCCGGAAAUUUAUCAUUUCUAUCCUAAUUUAUGUGGACAUUUUGUUACUAGAGUUUUUGGAAAAGGAGAGACUGAUGAAUCAUUAGAACAAGAACGAAAAAUUAUUCAAGAUAAAUUAUUAUUACCGUUAACAAUGCCAUUUUUCAGACGAGGAAAUCGAUACAUUUUUAAUUCCGACCAAGAAGAUGAUUCUCCGUUAAUUAGUCCUCAUUUAAGCGUCAAAAACACAAACAAUGGUGGUGAAAUCGCUGUAGUUCGAGGAAACUACGAAUAUUAUCAUUAUUCUCAACAAAAAAUGGAUGAUAACGGUUGGGGUUGCGCUUAUAGAUCGUUGCAAACCCUCGCUUCCUGGUUUAAUCAUCAAGGAUACUCUACUAAGUUAGUUCCAACCCAUCGAGACAUCCAAAAGUGUUUAGUAGAUAUUGGAGAUAAACCACCAAAUUUUAUUGGCUCAAAACAAUGGAUUGGUUCAAUGGAAGUGGGAUUUGUCUUAGAAACACUUUUAGGAAUAACCAGUAAAGUCCUUCAAUGCAGUUCUGGAGCAGAAAUGGGAUCAAUUGGUUUAGAGUUGUUAACUCAUUUUAAAACGAAUGGAUCCCCAGUAAUGAUUGGAGGAGGUGUUUUGGCACAUACUAUUUUGGGGGUUGAUUGCAACCAUGAUAAUGGAAACGUAAAGUUUUUGAUUUUAGAUCCUCAUUAUGUUGGUGGUGAAGAUUUAGAUAAAAUUAUUAAUAAGGGUUAUUGUGGGUGGAAAGGUGUUGAAUUUUGGGAUAAAAAAGCUUUUUAUAAUAUGUGUAUGCCUAUUGUACCGAAAUGUUUAUAAUUUAAUUCAUUUAUUUAUAAUUAAUGUUUAAUAAUAAAGUGGAUCAUUUUAAAUUUGA
Messenger RNA from Onthophagus taurus, 1891 nucleotides. RefSeq names its product UFM1 specific peptidase 2 (gene Ufsp2). The record is from RefSeq and is a predicted model, not a curated record. NCBI's taxonomy places the organism in Eukaryota, Metazoa, Arthropoda, Insecta, Coleoptera, Scarabaeidae. Gene Ontology annotation, cellular component: endoplasmic reticulum; nucleus. Gene Ontology annotation, molecular function: deUFMylase activity. Gene Ontology annotation, biological process: proteolysis.